CGUAAAUCCAUUGUGUUUAUAUUGAAAUUCUUGGGCCAUAUUUGCAUUCAGUGUUGUAUGUCGCAUUUCUACAUUUCGCAAGCAUACUCUCUCCGAUUAUCCUACACCAUCCAGAUCCAGGCCCGAUAAGAAGCCAGUGUCAGUAUCUUUUCCCAUACUCUCCCACUUUCUGCCACCUUUCGUAAGAGCGGCCGACAGAAAAGCGGUUAUGUCUGGGCAACAGGGCGCCGAUGAGGCGCCUAGGACCGGCCGCCUCCGUUCUCUCUCUUUCAGCCAGAAGUUCGGCCGCAGCCGUUCGCCUGGUAACGACCUCAAUUCUGAUUCCCCGAAAUCCCCUUCUGAACGCCGAGGCUCUGAAGCUGCCGCCUCCCAGCAACAGCAGGAGCGCGGUCGUCUGUCCAGCAGUGGCAGCCAGCAAUCAGGCUCUGACAACACUUUCCCUUGGGAGUGUCAAAAAGAGCAGGAGGACAGAGUGUCUCGGACGUCAAGGGAUCAAUCCCGUCGAACUUCGAUAUUCCAGCAGUCACAACCUCGAAGCACACCCUUGGAGGCGGUAGCCGAAAGCGAAAAUGAACGUCGCAUCCGCAUCGCACGGGUCUUGACGAAGCAACAGAAACGGAUCUCGGAGCACAUUCAGCUGUUUGCCAAGAUUCAUGUUACCAUCGUUGGAAGCUCGAUCAACUUUGAUAUCAUUAUAAGUAGGGCUGAGACUGUGGAGGGCUUGGCAAGGAUGAUUGAGGCCGACUAUGCGUACAGAUAUUUCUAUCAGGAAGACGGCGGACCUAGCAGAACCGUCGACUCACGACGACCGGAUCCGUUGCAAAUUGGCCAAAUGUACAACGCAGGCCAGCUUGCUUUGCGCUUUUCGGAUACGGUGGGGGACGUUCUGGAGUACAUGGACAAGGUGUCCGUUAUCAAUUCUUUCGAAGGCGAGAGUGUCUAUCGCAACUUGACGCCGAGAGAUGAGUCAAGUUCCCUUCAGUUGACCGACAAAGCCCUCUCGACCUCGGGAGAGUCCGUGAACGCACAAACGGAAGUAGCCACCUUGGCAACGGAAGAUGCGUACAGCCCGCUACCAGCUCGUAAAGCGUCCACAGCCACGGCCCAUACACUGAGCCGCCAGCCAGGAGAGGCCCCGCCAUCGCUGGACGACCGCAUUCAAUUGUACCUUCGCAACAAAAUGGCUUUGAAGUACCUUUCCGAGUUUUGUUUGGAGGAGUACACGAUCGAAAACCUUCUCUUCUGGAUUGAUGUGGAGGUUUUCCAAUCUUCGCAGGCGUCAAUACGCCCUACUUUCGCACGAUACAUCUACUUGAACUACAUCGCGCCUGGGUCGCCUUUGCAAGUGAACUUCUCACCCGAGAUAUGCAGGGAUCUGCAGACCAUCAUUGGAGUGAAUGCUGGGAAUGUUGAUCGCACGGUGUUCGAUGAAGCGCAGGAACAGGUGUAUUCGAUGUUGAAAAAUCACUCGUUUGUCCGAUUCGAAGAAAAUUCGAGGCAUCAGAUUUAUAUGGCCGCCAGGCAAUCUGAUGGCGACACAUAUCAGCUAGGGAAGAUUGCCGGCCCAUUCGCGAACCAUUUCCAGGGAAGCCCCGAGCUCCUGAAGCUCGUUCUUCCCCUUCUCGAAAAAACCGCUUCGCAAAACCAAAGCGCACCGGGGAAAACAGCGACUCCACAAGCCGCUGCGACAACCAUCAAAUUUCGCGAGCAAAUGCUCAAUCGCGUCCUCGUGAACUACUUCCCGCAUUUCUCCCGCUCUGUUGAGGGGUACUUCAACGAGAUGAAUCGCAACAAAUGGAGUAGCAAGCAGACGCGCAUGAAUAAGGAAAAGAGGCUUGCCAAGUUCUUCGGCGAGCGGCCGUCCGUGGAGCUGGUGCAGCAGCAGAUCGCGUACGCUUCCGCAUCCUAUUUGCGAUCCGUGCAGGGGAUCACGCGGGAGUCGCUGGAGGAUCUAGUCGGAGCUGCCUUUUCCGACGCAGACCUUGCCGACGGCGACGAUGGCGAUGUCGAUGAGAGCGACCCGAGGAGCCAGAGCCAACGACGGAAGAAGAAGGAGAAGCUGGAAGAGUUCUUCGGAGAUCGUUUACCCAGCCAGCAGAAACGGGUGCAGCAGUUGGUACGGGACUCGUCCACGGCGGCCGCAACCACCAACCCGACCAGCUCGAGUUGGGAGGCGGGCGAUCCGUUGGAGGUACAUGUUGCGGCGGAAAGUCUGGCGCCUGGCGAGACCGUAAACGAGCUGGAUCCAGAGGAACGCCGGAUCCUGCAAAAGAGAACCAAGAAGAUUGCCAGCAUGUUGGGCGAAUCGCUGGACGAAAAGACCAUCUCGAAGAAGGUCGUUCAUGGUAGGCAGGAGAAGGAGAAGGCCACCGGUAUUGGUCCCUCGACGCAAGCUCUCUCGGGCACACUAGAUAAUGCCGCUUCAGGAGGGAUCGGCUCGACGCAGGUGUCCGCAUCGCAUUCAUCGACCAUGCUACGUAUGGACAAAGACGCUUCCGAGUCCGAGGAUGACGACCCGGAGUCCAAGCAGGCACACAAGCGUCGCCUCGACAAAAUCUCUAACCUGAUGGGCCAGCGUAUCGGCGUCACGGAUAUCCAAACCGCCAAGGCGACGGUAACCAACACGCCCCCGGUCAUCAACCGCCCCUUGACGCUCGAUGAGAAGAAAUCUUUCCAGAAGAAGGCAUCCAAACUUGAACGCGUAUUGGGCCACCUGCCCCCAGUCGAGGCCAUCAUAUCGACGCUGCCAUCCGGGGCUCAGCAGAAGGAGGUAGACCAUGUGCGGAGGAGUAUCGUCGGGUUGUCCUUCUUGGUAACGAACGCGAAGAAUGCCGUGGAUAUUCUAGAUGCGUUGACCCAGAUCACCUUGCCUGAGGAGAGGGUUGGAGAUGCUGGCGAUGCGGCAGAAGGUGCCUACGACAAGACACCACGAGGAUCUGUGAGCGGUGCGCAGAAUCCGGAGGAGAAUAAGGAGAGCAAGAAGAGGAAGAUGCGGAAAUUACGAAAGUUCUUCGGCGACAAUAUUGCCGUCGACAUGAUCUUGGAAACUCAAAUCCUCGCCGACCUCGAGCGCUCGCUACAAGACCUCCCAACCACGUCCGAGGAAGUAGAUCUCCUCCGAGCCGAAGUGAACAACAUCCGCGACACGCUACGCCGGCGCAGCGGAGCGUUCCAGGAAGAGUUGCACGACACCUUCGACACCUCUGUCGCCUCCACUGGACCGUCGGACGGCGCGGCGCCCGGGAAGGGGCGGGCGUCGUCCAUUUCGAAAGGGACAAGCAGUGGAAGAUACGAUUAUGGGCCGAGACGCCCGAGUCAGCUGGGGAGGAGUUCGGAAACGAGGCCGAGGUCGGAGAACACGUUGGCCGCAGGGGACGACGCGGACGCAGAGGAGGACGGGGUGCAGGCGAAGGAGCGGUUAGUCCUAUAGAGGAAGGUUUCCUUGGCGUUGUGUUCUUUAGUUUUGGCCGCUGAUUUGUGCUCGAUCCUUGGAUAUUCUGCGUCUGGUAUGGCAGGCGGAUGCCGAACGAAUCGUUCCUUCCAUCACCUGCCACAUGUAGUUUCCGUCAAAUAUGUUCUCCAUAUAUAUUGAAAUAAACAACGCUUUAGAGA
Molecule: messenger RNA, 3612 nt
Organism: Fimicolochytrium jonesii
Lineage: Eukaryota; Fungi; Chytridiomycota; Chytridiomycetes; Spizellomycetales; Powellomycetaceae
Exons: 4
Coding region: 209-3430 (1073 amino acids)
Source: RefSeq, a predicted model, not a curated record